GGCAGAAUUGUAAAUAUAUUUUGCAGAUUUCGAGUCCCAAAAGAUGAGUUACCAAUUAUAUAGAAACACAACUUUAGGUCACACGUUACAGGAAAGUUUGGACGAUUUAAUUCAGUGCAGUCAGAUAUCUCCACAGCUGGCGCUGAAGGUUUUACUACAGUUUGAUAAGGCCAUCAACACUGCCCUGGCAAACAGAGUCAAGUCCAAGAUUUCAUUCAAGGGUAAACUGAAUACGUACAGGUUCUGUGACAACGUAUGGACCUUUGUCUUGAACGAUGUGGAAUUCCGGGAACAGCCAGUCCAGGAGAUAGCUAGAGUGCAGAAAGUCAAAAUUGUUGCCUGUGAUGGAAAGGGGGAUGCGAAUACUAAAUGAGAACAACAUGUCUUACUGAACGGAUGUGUAAGAUUACUCACCAGCAUGUGGACACCGUGACAUAAAGGAACAUGAAACUGUUUUCGGGUUAACAUCUUCACCGAAGAGGCUUUUUAUAAAUCUCAAGAUUGACGAGUGUGGAUAGACCAUUUUUAAAACAGUGCCUGAACAGUUGGAAUUUCCUGAGUAGAUUGCGAAAUGGUAUUUUAGGUUGUCAUAAAAUAAAUGUUAAGAUUUUCAUAAAGAAUAAUAAUGGCAAGCAUCCAUUUUCUUAUUGGCCAAAAUUUCUUUUCUUUCUUUUUCAUUGUUUAAUGGGUUUAGGGUUUUGGGUUUUUUUAUUGUAUAAAUACAGGUUACUUAAUGUGCAGUAUUUCCAGUGUCCUGAAAAUGUAAAAAUAAAAUUUCACCACCCACCCUCUCCCACCCCUAUUUUGAAAAAACAAAAUUGAUUCAAUUUUAGCAUUUGUUUUAUGAUGGCCUUAUUUAUGGAUUUGUUCGAAGUGAAGGUACAUGUAGCUGACGACUCCUACCUGUACAUCCCUUCACCUGGUUGUCAUCAUGUUGCUUGUUUAUUUACAAUAUGAUCUUAUCAUAAUGCUAAUUAAUUUUCACGUUUUAUUAUAUAUAUUUUUUGUAAUUUCUAGAGAUUUUCUGGAAUCAUGUGUAAUGAGCUAAAACUGUCUGUGUAUAAUUUUGAUUAACGCUUUAACUGCUGCUAGCAAUACCAGUACUGACCUAUUUGACACUAUACAUGUACAUAAGUAUUGAUUUGUAUUUCGUGCUUAAAGGGAGAGACUAUCCCAAGUUUUCUGCCAUUGUAUUAUGUUUAUGAUACAAUGUAUACUCACAAUCUAAUUAAACUUAGCUCCACUAUUACAUGUGGAUCUAACAGCAGCCCGUUGGAGCUCAUGUCCAGUUGACCUAUCAUUCAACCAAUCAAAACCUUACUUGCAAAAUCAUGUCAGUCA
Messenger RNA from Gigantopelta aegis, 1341 nucleotides. RefSeq names its product transcription initiation factor IIA subunit 2-like. Gene Ontology annotation, molecular function: TBP-class protein binding; RNA polymerase II general transcription initiation factor activity. NCBI's taxonomy places the organism in Eukaryota, Metazoa, Mollusca, Gastropoda, Neomphalida, Peltospiridae. The coding region runs from base 44 to 373 and encodes 109 amino acids. The record is from RefSeq and is a predicted model, not a curated record. Gene Ontology annotation, cellular component: transcription factor TFIIA complex. The transcript has 4 exons. Gene Ontology annotation, biological process: RNA polymerase II preinitiation complex assembly; transcription initiation at RNA polymerase II promoter.